Molecule: messenger RNA, 3545 nt
Organism: Exserohilum turcica Et28A
Lineage: Eukaryota; Fungi; Ascomycota; Dothideomycetes; Pleosporales; Pleosporaceae
Exons: 10
Coding region: 1-3459 (1152 amino acids)
Biological process (GO): phosphorelay signal transduction system; phosphorylation
Molecular function (GO): phosphorelay sensor kinase activity
Source: RefSeq, a predicted model, not a curated record
AUGGACGCUAUAGCCUCACCUCCACGCCGCACGGCUCCCGUCGUCCCUCUACGAGACGACACAUUACUCUUGCGAAGCGUAGGCUUGCUGGAAUUUCUGCACAAAGACCCCCGGCCUGCAUUUGUUGUCGAUGCGACGCCCACUAGUCUCCAUGUCGCCAAUGGCCAUGUGCUGGAUUACUGGAAUUCGGCCAUGGCUGAUGUUGAUGCUGGCAGCCUGUUACAACAGCUAGCUCGUCAGAGCAGUAUACCCGAAAAUGAUGAGAGCAUUUGCGCACCGCUUAGGCGAUUCCGAAGCUGGUAUUUGGAAAAAGACGCGUCAAGCCAACCGUUUCUCUUCUAUGGUUUUAGCUGGACAAGGGUCCAUGUCGCGAACCGUUGGAAUGUUAUUAACGGUGUCCAUGCUAUCAACUAUACAGGUAGCAACAAGCCUGAGAUGAGCCUCGCCAGGACAAUUCCUAGCCCAAAGGCCCCGAGUUUCGACUGGACAGAUGAGAUACCUCCAAAACGACUGUCGGCUCAUGCGUCAUGGGCGCGAAGUAUUGACUGGGCAUCUACUCCACUGGGCCCAAUGCACUCCUGGUCGCCACAACUCCGCAGUAUUUGCAAUCUGGUUAUGAAAGACCCGCAGCCUGCCGUAGUGUUUUACGGGCCUGAUCUCAUCAUGAUUUAUAAUGAAGCAGAGAUUGAGCUUCUAGGAGGAUUCCAUCCAUGUAUGGGAGUCAGUGCUCGCGUUGCACUUGCCUCGGUUUGGGGCGAAUACUUCGAACCCAUUAUCGACAAAAAUCUCGCAGGGGAAACUGUCCAGAAAACGAACACUGUCAUUCACAUGGUGCGCAAUGGCUUCAUGGAGGAAACCUACUUUUCACUCAAGUUCAUCCCGGUAUUGGACUCUGAUGGUGCGACGAUUGGCCAUUACGAACCUCUGGUGGAAACCACUGAAGAAGUAAUUGCCCAAAGACGUUCGCGUAUACUUCUCGAACUAAGUGAAGAAAUUCCGAGAGCACGCAACUCUGACAUGUACUGGAAUGUUGCCACUGAAGUCUUGUCGCGAAACGAGAAAGACAUACCUUUUGUCCUUUUAUACUCAGCCGAGGCUGAUUCCACUGGCUCGGCAUCCAGCAGAACUCGAUUUUCCGAUACAAACCAACAACACUGCAGGCUUCGAGGCUCCUUUGGACUCCCCAAAGAAUCACCAGCUGGUCCCGACCACCUCGACUUUCAGCAUGACCACGGAUUCACACCAUAUUUCCGAAAAGCUCUCGUAGCUCGAAAACCGAUUGUAGUCCAGUUUGAUCAAGAUCCAGUUGCCGCAGAACUAGUCCAGGGCGUAGAGUGGCGGGGCUUUGGAGAUCCAUGUAGAGCAGCAGCCAUCUGUCCCUUGAACCCAACAUCCUCUCGAGACAACAUUCUUGGCUUCUUAGUUAUUGGACUGAAUCCUCGGAGGCCUUAUAACGAGACGUAUUUCCAGUUCAUCCAGGUCGCCAGUCGCUUGCUUUCCACGUCUCUCACAUCCAUUCUGCUUCAUGAAGAAGACAUUUGGCGUCGCGAACAGACCAUAGCUAUGGCGGAAGCGAUGAAAUCCCAAUUGAGACAACAGCUCACGCAAUCCCAGCUGGAAUCGGAACGUAACCUCGCCAAAUUCAAGCGGUUUGCGGAGCGCGCCGAUGUUGGGAUUUUUCUCAUCGGCAUAGAUGGUAUUUACUCGUAUAGGAACGAGGCUUGGUACGAGAUGCUAGCCCCCAAAGAUCGUGAUAUUGAGCUUCACGAUGCCUGGACUGAGAUAGUAGACGAUGAAUACAUUGAAAUGGGGCAAGCAAAGUACAGGCAACUUAUCGAGUUUAAAGAGCACCAAUCUUUUGAAUUACGCCUGAAGAGGAGUUGGAAUGCGCCAAGCCAAAAUCCAGACGAUGCAUUACCUGAGAAACAGCCCAUGUGGGUGUUGACGUCCAUUUUUCCGGAGCUCAACGAGGAAGGCGAAGUGAUUGAGAUUAUUGGAUGCUACACAGAUAUCAGGUACGAAUCCCGUCAAGAUUUGAGUUUGGAGAACUUUAUCGACACUACAUCGCAUGAGAUGCGCAAUCCUCUAUCCGCGAUAGUUCAGUGCGCUGACAGCAUCAUUUCAACUCACAGGAGUUUUGGCGAGUCGUCAGACUAUCAAAAAGUCUAUCAAAGCAUAUUGGAAACAACGAUUGAUGCUGCGGAAACCAUUGUCCAGUGCUCAAAGCACAUGAAAACUAUCGUUGAUGAUGUGCUUACGAUAUCCAAACUUGAUUCUGGCUUGUUCGUCAUGACGCCAGUUGACGUGCAGCUCGAGUCAAUUGCAAGAGAUGCAGUCAAGAUGUUUGAAGGAGAGGCCAAGUCAGCCGGCAUAGACUUGAAGUUCCAGAUUGAAGAGUCGUGCAAAAUCAGCGACGUUCAACAUGUUUCGCUGGAUCCAACACGUGUUUUGCAGAUACUCAUUAAUCUCAUCACAAAUGCCAUCAAGUUCACACGAUUAGAACACACGCGCAAAAUUUGCGUCAGCCUAGGUCUAGCUCACGAGCGUCCGACACGCAGUACCAGCGGUAAUGUGACCUUUUCGCGCACGUCUGAAGCUUCAGAAGCACAAACACUGCAAGCAGAUUGGGACAAUGGUGACAUAGUGUACAUCAUAUUCUCUGUGCAGGACACUGGUCGUGGGCUUAGCGACGAAGAACAUGAGCUGCUCUUUGCUCGCUUUUCGCAAGCAUCGCCGCGCACACAUAUCGACUAUGGUGGUUCUGGGCUUGGUCUUUUCAUUUCACGGCGUCUCUCUGAAAUGCACGGCGGGGCCAUUGGGUUUGCGUCCAAAGCAGGCGUCGGCAGCACGUUUUCUUUCUAUGUCAAGAGCCGCAAGGGCGUGGGCCGCCCCAACGUGAACCGGAGCGAAAGCGACGCUGCAGUCAGCGUGAGCAUACGUGCGCAGGAAACACUACUCUCGAGUCGGAGCCGGAACGAAGCCGCCGAGCAAAACGAGUGCCGUCCCACAAAAACCGAUACAAGCGACAUGGCCAACGGAGAUCUCCACGUCCUGAUAGUUGAAGACAACCUCGUCAACCAACGUGUCCUCGCUAAGCAGUUGCGCAACACGGGCAUGCAAGUGGCCGUUGCGAACCACGGUGGAGAAGCGCUCGAGUAUCUGCGCACAACCAAUUACUGUGUCGCGGACGGCUCUGGUCAACCCCUUGCGCUCAUUCUCAUGGACUGGGAAAUGCCGGUCAUGGAUGGUCUGACAUGCGUCCGAACCAUUCGCGAGCUGCAGCGUGAAGGUGUCGUAAGAACACACGUGCCCGUCAUUGCCGUGACGGCUAAUGUGCGCAGUGAGCAAGUUGAGGUCGCGUUGAAAGCCGGCAUGGACAAUGUGAUAAGUAAGCCAUUUCGGAUACCCGAGCUAUGCGCCUGUAUCCAGAAGACGCUCAAGGCGACGUCGAGCGUGUAGGAGCCGUUUUGGCGAUACCAAGCACUUGGACUUGCCAAAGCAGAGCAUCUGGCCGUGUUUCGAAACUUGCUACUCUUCCCCAACAC